AUGACUUCUGCAGGUGCACCAAUCUUUACAACUUCUCGCCUCCAAGGAAAAGUUGUGGUAAUCACUGGAGCAUCAGGAGGUAUUGGUCGUUCGGCUGCUAUCUUGUUCGCUCGUGCAGGUGCAAAUGUCGUCUUGAGCGCACGUAGAAAAGACGCAUUAGAAGAAGUGGAAAGUGCAUGCAAGCAAGCCUACAAAGCCCAAGGUGAACAAAUUGCAGGAACAAAAGGUGGAAAGACUGCUUCGAUCGUAACGGAUAUGCGUGAUCGUAAAAGUAUCGAUGGUUUGCUUACAAACUUACCUGAUUGGGCUCAAGGUAAGACCGACAUUUUGAUCUCAAACGCAGGUCUGGUAAGAGGACGUGAACAUGUGGGAGACAUUAAUCCAGAUGAAAUUGACGAAGUCUUGGAGACAAAUGUCAGAGGAUUCAUCCACGUCAACCAACUAUUCGUAAAAGAAUUCAAAAAGCGUAAUGCAGGUCACAUUGUCGCAAUUGGUUCGAUUGCAGGUAGGGAAGCCUAUCCUGGAGGAUCAAUCUACUGUGCUAGCAAAUUUGCCGUUGCUGCUUUCACUUCAUCAUUGCUAAAAGAAUUGGUCAAUACACAAAUCCGGGUAACCGAAAUUCAACCCGGAAUGGUUGAAACCAAUUUCUCCGUUACCCGUUUCAGAGGUGAUCAAGCUCAAGCUGAUAAGGAAUACACUGGUUUGACUCCUUUGACGCCUGAUGAUAUUGCUGAAGAUAUCGUCUUUGCAUGCUCAAGACCUGAUCAUGUUCAAGUUGCUCAAAGCUUGAUUUUCCCUGUCAAUCAGGCAUCACCUUACCAUAACUUCCGCGGUGGCAGCAAGUAA
Molecule: messenger RNA, 846 nt
Organism: Meira miltonrushii
Lineage: Eukaryota; Fungi; Basidiomycota; Exobasidiomycetes; Exobasidiales; Brachybasidiaceae
Product: putative NADP(+)-dependent dehydrogenase
Exons: 2
Coding region: 1-846 (281 amino acids)
Cellular component (GO): cytosol
Molecular function (GO): oxidoreductase activity
Source: RefSeq, a predicted model, not a curated record